GAACAGACUCACUCAAUUUUCACGUUAACCCACGGCGUCCAUGGCUGUCCUCCACGGAUAAUCUUGGUCCGACGAUCUUGUCUAUAACAGCCUGAGAACGGGCCGCCCCAUUCUUUCAAAUUCAGUACUUCCCUGUGAGCCGUGCCAGCUUGCCAAGUGACUACCAGACGACAAGAUGGCCAGCGACUCGACGAGCCGUCGCUCCACAUGCUCAUCGUACCGUCGUCGUCGUAUUCUCAUCAUUCCAGCGUUGCUAUUCGCCUUUUGCCUGUUCUUUAGAACGCCAUGGUCUCUCCCUCCUCUCAACCUCUCGGGAAUAUCCUCGUCGCUUUCACGUGCCAGUAUCGUUUCGAUGGUCAAAGGUCCACCAGUGGAAGAGAUAUAUGGCUUGCUCCAUUUCGUGACGAGCGAUGACGAUCGCAUGCUGUCCCAUUCGAUAAACCCUGCUGCGCCGAUCGAUCUGAGUGUGUAUCUUGGUGGUGACCAACCGGAUUGGAAAUCCCAUAUGAGAAAGCUGAGAGAAGAGUAUCCACUGAUCGUAUUCUCGAAGUCAUAUUGCCCGUUCUCAACGAAAGCCAAGAAGUUAUUGGAGUUGUAUAAUCUUUCUCCUCCCCCUAAAAUCAUCGAAGUUGAUCUUCGAGAUGAUUGGGACUUUAUAAAGCUCAUCCUUACCCGUCUCACCGAGCAUUCUACGUUCCCAAACAUAAUCCUGAAUGGAGAGGGACUCGGCGGAAACGACGACUUGCACACGUUGCGUGCACAAGGCAAGCUGAAGAAGAUGUUUGAGAAUGCGGGGAUGACGGUAAGGGAAGAUAUCGUGAAGGAGCGAGAGACGCAAUAGAGUUGGCGAUGUCCACGUCAUCAUAUGUGAUGAAACCAAGUUUGCGGUGGAACUAUUUGUGGGUUUUAUGUGACCAAAA
This is a messenger RNA of Suillus fuscotomentosus, 920 nucleotides long. Its product is annotated as thioredoxin-like protein. Gene Ontology annotation, molecular function: glutathione disulfide oxidoreductase activity. NCBI's taxonomy places the organism in Eukaryota, Fungi, Basidiomycota, Agaricomycetes, Boletales, Suillaceae. The coding region runs from base 176 to 841 and encodes 221 amino acids. Gene Ontology annotation, biological process: cellular response to oxidative stress. Gene Ontology annotation, cellular component: fungal-type vacuole; cis-Golgi network; cytoplasm. The record is from RefSeq and is a predicted model, not a curated record. The transcript is spliced from 7 exons.